Molecule: messenger RNA, 5776 nt
Organism: Sander lucioperca (pikeperch)
Lineage: Eukaryota; Metazoa; Chordata; Actinopteri; Perciformes; Percidae
Gene: pvrl2l
Product: PVR cell adhesion molecule related 2 like
Exons: 10
Coding region: 409-1905 (498 amino acids)
Source: RefSeq, a predicted model, not a curated record
UGACAUCACUGAUAUGCCCCGCUCAGCUCUCCAGCAUCAGUCACACACAGAGCUCCGCCGACUCUCACACACUCUGUCCACACUUUGUUUCCAUUUCGCUCCAGUCUCGCUGUGGCCAAGACGCACCAUCACACACAACCUGCCUGCGGUCUGUAACUACCUGUGCGCACUGCGGCCAGCCCCUUCUUCCGGUCAGGAAAAGAUCCAAAGAAAGAUAAACUAAAACACGGUCCAGGCUGAAGAGGGGGAACAGACACUCAGAGACAGGAGGGGAAGAGAAGCCGCAACUUGGCUGAUUCCAACCCAGGCGGUCUGAACUGAACUCGGGAAGUUUCUCGGCUAAUCGGAGAAGGAAUAAUUCGGAUCUCCGGGUUGCCCCACACAGCGCUGUUGUGGAUAUUUAGAAGAAUGGCGAGAGAUUACGCCGCACGCUGCCCGGUCUCUCCUGUGAGGAACACUUGGCUGGUGGCAGCAGCGAUCCUCCUCGCAGCCCAAGGUAUCGGGGCUCAGAAAGUGCGAGUCGACGAAGAAGUGGAGGCGAAUCCCGCGGAGUCUGUUGAUCUCCGCUGUCAAUUUAUCGAUGGAGGAGGCCGAACCAAACUCACACAGGUGUCUUGGAUAUGGGAACCCAUCGAUGGUCAAAGGGACAACAUCGCCGUAUACCACCCUAUCUACGGACAGAGUUUCCCCAACCCGUCCUUCAAGGACCGAGUCAUCUUCCUCCACAACAGUCUGGAGAACCCGUCCAUCAGGAUUUCUCAGCUCAAAAUGUCCGAUGCCGGCCGGUAUACCUGCGAGUACGCCACCUACCCCUCUGGAAACGAACAAGGGACGACCACCCUCAUCAUGCUUGCCAAGCCUAAGAACUCAGCCAACGUUGUGACCGUCCAGGCCGGGACCAAGUCGGUGGUGGUGGCUCAAUGCGAGGCGGCGGAAGGCAAACCGGCAGCCACCAUCAGGUGGCUGCCGUCGGUCGGAGGCAACCACUCAAUCAGCACCACGAACGGGCCGGAUGGCACUGUGACGGUGCGCAGCGAGUAUCGACUGGUUCCCACGCCGGCAGAUAACGGCAGGGAAGUGACCUGCAUUGUUGACCAGAGGACCCAGGAACAGCCGUGGGUUUACCCUGUUAAGCUCUCGGUGGAAUUCCCCCCCUCUGUAUCCAUAGAGGGCUACGACAACAACUGGUACAUCGGCCGUUCAGGCGCCGCACUGGUCUGCAUGGCCAACGGCAACCCUCCGCCCACCAUUGUCAGCUGGACCGCGGCGUCCGGUGCUCUGCCAGACUCGGUGGAGGUGAGCGGCAACAAGUUGACGGUGAGGAAGGUGGACGACGCCGUCAACACCACUUUCAUCUGCGAGGUCAAGAACAAGCACGGGGCCAGCAAAUACCAGAUCACCACCAUCGUCAUCGAAGAGAAGAGACAAAUCACUCCGGGCCCAUCGUCAGGUGCGGUUAUCGGCGGCAUCCUCGGCGCCCUCGUCUUCAUCAGCAUCAUCAUCGGCAUCAUCUUCUUCAUCCGCAAGCGCAAGGAAGACGGAGAGGGCCCCCCCAAGCACAAGCCCCCUCCCCCUGUGAAGGCCGGCAGCUCAACAGAGAUGCUGAACAAGCCAUCAGAGCCUCCUACAGCCACUGAGACAGCACCUCUGAGCCCAGGAGAGGUUUACUACGAGCCCACAGGGGGAGAGCCUGUCACGAACCUGGAUGAUGAGACCACUGGAGCCCUGAAUGGCGGCGCUCCCCGAGUCCUAGACGACUCGGACAAAUUCGACAAAAUCAACGAACUCAAAGACCUCGCCCCCGACGGUUACCACGGCAACGACUUGGAUUCAUCCAAUCACGAGCCAGCGGUUGCCAACAUCUCUCGCGGCGAGAGCUUCGUUUCUCCCGCCAUGUAUGUGUAGCCAUGGCAACCAGAGCACCACAUCAUGGCCGUAUGGGCAAGUUCCAGGUCGCUUAAAUUUGCAUGAGAAGCAAAGGUGUGCACACUUGUUUCCACGCUAGACAUAUCUUCUACUGUAUGUGAAACUUUUCAGAAAUUUUAAGUUUUAACUUACACACAUUACUUAAUGAUGACAUUUUGCUUUCAAGUUUAUUUUUCUUUACACAUGUAGGGGAUGUUAUGGGUCAAAAUGUUCCCCAUGAAAACUGGUUCGCAGCAGGGUUUUCAUUUCUUGAGAAGCCACUUGUGACUACUGACAAAUAGGAAUGUUAGCAAGAGUAACACACGCUUUUCUUUCUCUUUUCUUGCAAGUGUCAUACACAUUUUUAAUCGUCAUUACAUUUCAAAUAUCUGGUCAGAAAAGCAAACAUAAAGUACGAAAUAUCAACAUUUUCACAGCAAUUUAGGGUGCACACACACAAACUACCGGUAAUUAACACACCGUGCUCCCCCUGUGUGAUCCUCGCAAAUCUAAAUUUCAGCCAAAACAACAACACAACCAAAUUUCAUGUGGAUUCAGUAUGAAAUAUUACAUGCAACAUUUUGUGCCAUGAACAUACAAUGUCCCCAUUGUAAAAGUAUUGUUUUAUGUGAAGCUGCCAGUCCUGAGCUCUUCUGUUUACAGCCGUGGGAUAAAACCUCAGGCUCCUGUUUCAGCCUGGUACUAUAGAGACAGUUAUAAAAAAUAAAAUAAAAACACCAUCUAUGAAAUCCUUUUAAAGUACUCUUCUUCCACGGUUGGUUGGGUUGGAAUUACAUACCAGUGAAUUUGGCUCCAAGCAGCUUCAAUUAAUCACCCAAGAUGUUUGAAAGUAUUUCAGUUAUUUAUCAACUCCUAUAAUAACUCAUAAACAGCCUUUCCCACUCUUGGCCAGGCUGCAGUCCAAUAAAGAACUUUAUUACGUUGUCAAAGGGCCUCAUCUGUCCCCGGGUGCCGACCUGCUCGUUAGCACUAACGAAGUGACAUUGUUUUUAAGCGCCGUAACCUGGCAACAUGACAUGAUUAAGAUUCCAUGAUUCAUAAUUGCAAGAGUUGGUAGGGCUGUGUGCUGGGGAGAUGAAACUUGGUUUACAGAAAAGCACACAUAUGCACACACACACACACACACACACACACACACACACACACACACGUACAAAACACCAUUAUAAGGGAUGUAUUUUGAGAUUGUGAAAAUGCUCAGCAUGUAUUAGAAAAAUACUGCCAUUACAGCCAUUUUAACAGAUUAAAGUGGUCAUACACUCUGAUAUAUGCAGAACAUUUUACAUAUGUAGAAAUAUGCAUUUUGCAUUUUAGCCGAUUGUCCACUUCAAAGCAAAAAGAAAAGAACACAAAAAGGUGAGCAACAACUAUGCCUAGCUGAAUCAAAAAUGUAUCUUCAUAGAUGUCAGAUGGUACCAAAUGAUGAACAAACAGUGUAAAUAGUAUUGAUAAUAUUGAUGAAUAUUACAUUGUUGGUGAAAUGUGUACACAUAAAAAAAAAACAAGUGUAGGUGUUAUCAGUGCCUCUGUAUGGGGUUUGUUAGAUGUCAAAUUGAGCAGUUUAAAAAAACAAAAACAAAGUGUAUAUUACUAUUUUACUUUUCACGGGUACAUUGAGGUUGUCACUUAAUACUAAAAUGUUUUAUUUGAAUAUAUAUAUAUAUAUAUAUAUAUCUAAAAAAAAAUGAAAUGGUGUGGAUUUUAUUCCAUGUUCAUAUUACUCUGCAUGGCAUGAUCAGUGGCUUGUUGAAACACUUUCCCAAGGCUGUUUGCGGAAUAAUCUUCUCCAUUUGUAAAAACAUUUUUUUGAACAUCAAACAAAAAAAAAGCUGUUUAUUUGUCAAUGCAUCUGUCACAUUCACUGCACACCACGAGCACAAGUCCAAUUUAAGUUGAGAGAGCGGGAGGUUUUUUUUUUUUUUUUUUUUGUGUGACGGCUCGGCAAGCUUCCUGUUUUUGUGCUUUUGCGCUGAUCCGAAAAUGCAGUCAGCAUGGAAUCGUCAUCUUUCGCAGCCACAGAGUGCAAUGCACACAGAGAUGCAAUCUUUCCUCUCCUCUACAAUCUUGAGCUCUUGCUCAAGACCCUGAGGCGCACAAAUCUUCCUGAGGUACAGGAUGUAGCUAACCGCGCCAGUAAAAAUCACCCCACAAAAGCACAUAGUCAGAUUAUGGAUCCGUGCAGUUCUGUAAACACGUCUAAAAGUUGAUAGAGUUGGCAGAUUUAAACAGGAGGAGGGACACAUAAAUGGAGACAUAAAACCAGAUUGACAGAGUGAUGAAAUAAUAGGAAGGAACUGUUGCAGGACAUGAUAUGUCUCAUUACAGCUUUUGGCACAAAAUGCAAUAUUUUCAUUUUUCUGACGUAUGACAAUCAUCUGUUCACAUUCAGUUAUCGCUAGCUUUGGUGGAGAGUUUUUUUUUUGUUGUUUAUAUAUUUGUAGUUAUUAUAGAAGUAAGCCUACCAAUUUCUGCUGCAUGCUGACUGAAAUACGGCUACAAGUUUGACACAAUUUCAUUUGAUUUAUCGUAACAUAACAAACUUAGGGGGUGGAUUGGUUGGUUAGUUUAGUUCCAUUAUUUGGUUCCCGUCUAUUUCUUACUGAAGAAUGAAUCUGCAGUAUGAAUUCAAUUCAGGAGAGAUGCAGGAAAAAAUAGGGACUUCUACGAUAGCUAACGGUGUAAAAUGUCUUUUGUACGUGUGUCUGAGGUGUUUAUUUUGAUCAAAGGGAAUGUCUGCAUGCUGCAUGGACCAAUGGGAUCCAAUAUUUCCCAGUUUCGCAAGAAGAGUCGGACCACCCAUGACAAGUGCAUGGCUUUCUGACUGGCUUAUAUGGUUGCAGUGUCAGACAAUCACAUGUGAUGUAUUUUAUAGCCCUGCACAGAACCAAAACGGUCAUAAAGGGGAAUUAAAUGUGACGGUUUUGCUCUUUUGUCUGUAAAUUAAUUUCCUAAAAUGAAUGAAUAUCUAGUUUUCUGUGGAUGAAUGUGUUCAAUGUGUUUGCCAGCGGGCUUCUGUUGAUAGGUUGAGCAAAAAGACAAAGACAAUCAUUGGGAGCCAUUAUAUCAGAGACCAAUGACUCAGUAAGCAUUCAGAAUUGAGUUUAAUAGCUCUGACAUUUCAUUUGGGUGAUCAUUCAGUAAACCUAUACGUUUAAUAGAGUUGCUUCAUUCGGACUUAACUUGAAUUACAAUCUUGACAUCGCCAGGAAUGCGCUUAUGAAGCUGCCAACUAAAACGGAAAUCGCAACGAAAUAUUAGCUCCAAGUCAGUUUACAGGCGGUAUUUGCCCAAAAAGCAUGAGUCACCAGUUAUAAGAGGGUGAUGUGGGAGAACUAAAGUGAUUUCAGAUGGAUUAGCUGUUAGGCUACAUCAAGGCCCUGGGUCCGUCCCGUCUGUGAGAGCUGCAGCGUUGCAAUUUGUCUCCUCGCUUUCCCCCGUUACGGGUUUGAUGCCAGAAACACAAGCUGUGAAUGUUCUCAGUAAUGCUGUUUGGUCUGAAUCCGGUCCUCUCCCUCGUUUGCAACCCCCCGUUCUCUCUCUUUCAUCCAUUGUCAUCAGAGCUUUUCAUCACGGAGCCAGACGUGCCUUCUUUAUGUUAUUUUUAGCUUUUCAACUCACUUCUUGUCUGACAGUAGAACGGAUGAUGAAAGAGGGAAACACAAAAACACAUCAUGGGUUUGACACACACUGGAGAUUUAAUCAUGAUUUUGUGAGUGUUUAUCGAUUUUCUUUCACUUAUUUUCCUUAUUUUGUUUGUCACAGAUCGAUUAUCAUUUUGUUUGCUUUUUUGGGAAUCCUAUUGUACAUGUUUUACAGAUCAUUGUCUUGUCAAAUAAAAUGUAAACCAAAA